This is a messenger RNA of Colletotrichum scovillei, 8434 nucleotides long. RefSeq lists its product as uncharacterized. The record is from RefSeq and is a predicted model, not a curated record. The transcript is spliced from 7 exons. The coding region runs from base 4853 to 7225 and encodes 790 amino acids. Lineage: Eukaryota; Fungi; Ascomycota; Sordariomycetes; Glomerellales; Glomerellaceae.
CCGGCUUCGACGUUAGAAAAGGCCUGAGCACACACCGAACACUCCGUACUUCUCGGCCGGUCGGAUGAAGAACCUCAACCAUGGACGUGUCGCCCGGCACAUGAAGCUUUGACUUUGCAUUCGGACCACCCGACCCGGGCUGCACUCCACGUGACGAAACCGGCGCCGUACUUGAGAGCGGAGACGAAGCUCCCUUCCAUUCCUCGCCUUUGUAUCGGUAGCAGCCUCCCGCAUCUCACAUCACCCAGUCACGGCAAACCUCAACACUUCCAACUGUCGAUUCUUGCGUCCCUAGGUGCUCUUUUCUCGCUGCAUGCUGCCAAUCCGCCACACCACUCGUCUGCUUCUCCCACCGUCGUUGGCUCGCAUCUCUGCGAGGGGUAGCUUCUGGACCACCUGGCCCGCGCCGGCAGUCCCAUCCACGUACUUGGGGGUCACCUUGACCGCGAAGUGGGUUGCAUUGCCGCCGAUGCUCGAUGCGACUGUGUCAUAACCUCCGGAGUACCCUCCGGCCCACCACUACGUUCAACCCCGGGAACUUCAGCCAAAAUCAAUGAGGACAAGGUCGAAUUGUCUCGACCGACCUUGCAAACGUCAUCCAUUGUACGGAGUAGACCCCUCAACAAUUUAUUUAGGACUGGUCUACGGAGUAGUGGACGAUGGCCUGGGGCACUUUCGACGACGCUGUGGUCGCCGAGCUGCAUCUCGGCCAGAAGCCGCUCUUCGCUGGGGGUCCGACAAGGCUCGUCGUUCCGCAGUACACUGCACUGAGGUAUUUCCUUGCCAACCGUCCUCAAGCAAAUGACUGAACGCCACGAAUCUUUAGACCAAGACCAACAUAGUCAGCCUCUGCUUUGCUGCUCCUCUGCACAAAUCUGCGGUUGGCAUACGUUGCAGUUUCCGAUGUUCAUCCUCACCGGGUGGAUACAUCCACUCCAUGGGCCGAUGCUGGUACCCGACUCUCCCGUCCACCAGCUCGGCCCCUGGACUUGACCGAUGUGCAAGGUUGUCCUUGUUCCGCCGGGGACUAGAGCAACGGGACAUCUUCCGCAAUCACCGGAGCAUGCAUGCGCAGCCGCUUCAUAUACUAUUAUGGGAUGCUGAAAAGGACCCGAUAGCUAAGGUACCUUAGUUUUGAACCGACUCAACCAAAAAAGAAGUCCGCGCAGAAUUCACUAAUAGUGUACAAUCUGUAGGCCCCAUGUCCGCCUACCCGAAAACUCUCCCCGCCCGUUCGGACACGAUCGCAUGCUAGCGCAUUGCAACCAGUCUUGUUCAAUGCCGAGUGCUCAGCAGAUCUCAAGAAUCGGCAGAGAAAUGGAUCAUUAUGCUCUUCUUCCGGUCUUACGCAUUGUUUAGCGCCGCCCCGAUUAGUUCUGCGAUCCGUUGGAACUUUGUGGCCAUUGCAGUGCUCUAUUUAGCCUGCGAGGCAAUCUAAUUAGAUCUCGGUAAAAAAGAUUCCAGCAAAAAUUUCUUUAGUCCGGCAGUAAUCAUUCGUCAAUCCGCAAAUCGUCGCCGGACUAAUUAUGUGCAGCAUAGUCUGUAAGCGGCCAACACACCCUGUUCACGAAUCAUCACCGCUCUGGCUGCAGUUUGGAGAAUCGAUACUGUGGUACCCGACCAAAGUAUGGAUACAAUGUUGAGCAUCGAAACAUAGCACGAGACAGGCCAAUGGCUGGCAACCUCCGACGGAAAUGGGCGGUACGAAAUAGCGCUGGGUUUGGGGGCACGUCACGGCACAUAAUCUCACUUGGCUAGGUAUCGUCUGGCCUUGCCGGGGUGAAUCCACACACUUCCACGGGUCGAGUCUCUGGUCUGUCGAGCGACCAUCCACAAGCGAGGCUCCCGACUCACCGGUUGCCCAUUCGAGCUUAAACUCUCCACGGUCUCCUGCGUCCCACCAGAACUUGGUGUUCCUCGUCGUUAAUGCCUGCUCUGGAGCAGCAAAUUGCAACCGUGUUCACUGUUGGCAGGCCGAUUUUGUGCAUCUCACAAUCACCGAGGCCUGGUUCAGGGAUCCAACUUUUACACAUCCGCUCUGUGUGGCCAUCUCGCAACGCUCUUACUUCACUUCGCCUCACUCGACUGGUACGGCGGCCUGCAGAGGAACGUCAGACGCUGAUUUGAUACGAGACCGUUAGCGGAUGGUUCCCUGACCUCAUCAGCUGCAUCGACAGAGGCUGCCAUCAUUGGUGACGCCCGCGCAUGCAGAGCUUUGCUUUCGACAGGCGCUUUUACCUGUGAAAUGGCCGAAUUUGUUGACCGACAUAUUUUCUCGAGAUGAAUGUCAAAAGUUUGCUCUCAGCCGGGACACCAAUUCGCAGGGCCCGCACGCAAUGCACCCUUUUGACCUACUGCUGCUGGGGGGAUCGUCUUUUCGCGGCCAAGACGCCGUGCGGCCGUUGACUUUCUGCGACUGCGGGUAUGCUUGCAGUUUCGUAAUGGUAAUUAGUCUCCAACAUUGGCUGGUCGUGAGCGGAUUUUAUGGGAAUUUCGUCUUUCCAACAACAAUCCGCCUCUCGGGCAACACGCCAGGACCAGGGGCUGCGUGGUGGUUAAAGGCGGUCAAGGCCUUUUUGAGCAAACAUGGGGCUGCCCAAAGUGCGUUACUUGCUGCAUGCUUCACUUUCUGACAGCCGGCAGGUUCCUUUACCGGCGCUCCGAGGGACGGCCCAACAGUACGGCCAGACCUAGUCAGGCCAGACCGUGGUGGUGGUGUUGGUGGCGGUGGACGUACACCCGGUUACUGGGGCAGAGCGGCUACAUCAUCGUCAAGAGCUGAAGAUGUUAAUUUCACUCAAUCAUGUGCAAGCUACAGGCUGAAUCGACUGAUCGAUCGACUGACAGGUUUUUAAACGGACCAAUAAUCUUGUUAGAUGAAUCAACUGGGCUGUUGACGACCCAGAACGAGAACGAAGCUCUUCACACGAAAUGUUUUACUUGCGCCUCUCGUGGACCGAAUUCUUCGUCAUCUUUUGUCCCGUCCAUAAGCAAGUCGAGUGUGCCUAGCAUAUGUUCAUCAACUUUCUGGAAGCACUCUCACUCCCGGAAAAGCGGUGACGAUCUCUGGAUCGGGUUGGAUACGCAUUGCCAAAGGGAAAAACAACGAGGCUGUUCUUAGCCAACCUAGGCAUACACACGCAUCCCUAGACUUGCAGGCUGCUCGAGCGAUCUAACUAAACGAGGGUAAGCAGGCAAAGGGUGUCAGACUCUCGGGACCGUAGCGCAUGACAAUGGAACGUCGAGAAGCACAAAGGUCAUAUUGGCAAAAGAGGCGAUUAGGGAGCCAAAUCUGGGGGGGUUGCGGCCGCACGCGUGGUGGUUGGUUGCCUCGGCCUUUUGGUAACAUGGCGCACGUUGCUAGCCGGGCGAUGGAAAUAUGAUGACUCCCAGUCCUAGAUCACGUCGUCGCCCGCAUGGGAUCUUUCAUGGCGCUUCACGUAAGCACACGCAUCCGAAUCCACAUCUCUUGGCCAGACAGGAGACAGGACAGCCUUGGGCAUCCAUCCGCCUCCCGAGACCGACCGAUCACCAAUGUGUGAAGUUGUGGCGGCCUUUGCAAUCGUUGGCUAGCAAUCGUAACAACCUUCGCCGUGAGCAACAAUCCGAAGCAUCAGCAGAUCCAGCAUCAGAAGUGUCUCGACCCUUGAUUGGCCUAGCGUUUGGCCCUUCCAUGCAGACGAAGCAAACGGCACCUGUUGGUUACACAAAAAAAGGCGGAAGUGAAGGCCAGAAGCAGGAUCAGCAGCGCUCACAACAGUCGGUUCCAUGGUGUUCUUUCCACCACCCCUGUCGCCUUAUUCCCAUCAGACGGGCAGCCUGAAAUCCAUCCACUCGGCAGGGGCGGGAAGAUGCUCGGCUCCUCUUCUCGCGUGGCGUGGUCUCAAGAACCCCUGUCCUCUCAUGAGUACCCCUCAGACCGGUGAAAUACAAUUCAGCACGGGUGCAGCCCACUUCCUCAACUUUCCUCUCACCGAGUCUUCUCACUUCAGCCUCGACUCCUUCGAACUGACCGACCGACCGACCAGCACAGGAUACGCCAAUCGCCAGUACCAGAGUCUCUAUCGGCACGCUCUCUGGUUCUAGCCUGCCAGCGCGCGCAACGCUGUGCUCCACCGAAGGAGACAUCGCACAAAGCAAACAACGAGAACGACAGCGUCUCGAAUUUGCGCCGUACGGGCGAAACAUCCAGGCGACUAGGCUCAGGCCACGGCCAGCAGCAUCUGCGACAUCCGUCAAGGCCGAGGAGCAACGGCUGCAGAAACCGACUGAGAGAGACAGCGGCAGCAGGAGUACCCCCCUCAGAGAAAAAAAGAGUGAGGGAAAGGGAAAAAAAAAAGAGCAGAGCGGCAUACGCAUACCUCCAAGCACGCACACGCACGCAGCAGCAAGACUUGCCGUCUUUUCCUUUGGUUCAUCCCCCCCAGUUUCGGCCGAGUGUAUGCUGUCAAGCAGGCCUGUCUGUCUCUCUUCACAACGGCAUUCUAGCCUGACUCCCUACCUCCGUUUCCACUCCUCUGUAUCCUACGCCGAGCAGUUCUUCCUCCGCCUUUUGUUCCUGGCCGAGUCAUCAACCCUCCUUUCCUUUCCCCUACCAUACCCUCUUUCCUGUACUCCACUCGCGCACAAGGGGUGCCAUUAUGUGGCAAUGGCUCUCGUGAGACCGUAACUCCCUCCCCCACCCCCUCCCGGUGAGGCGCAAUUUUCUACGCUCCCCUUGUGCUUCGCUGUGCCUGCUCACUCCUACUGCUUGCUGCUUGUCUCUGCCGUAUACCUUAUACAGGUCACAGAUUGUGGUACUUGGUCUCGCUACUAGGCUCUGUCCAACACACCCUCUCUCGUUGCAUCAAUCAUGAAUCACAAUCAUCUCAGAAAGCGCCGGGUCCCCGGCCCCGAAGACGACUCUUCUAUAGUGCCGGGACAUCACAGCUCUUCGCCUUCUCCAUAUGCCAAUAUACACUUCUCUACCCUUCACCCCGAGACCCAAAUCCUGAUUAACCAAGUCGCGGACUUGUACAACAUUCCUGGUUUCCGACUUCACCAAAUCCUUUCCAACACCUCACAAAUAGAAAACGCUCACAAGAGACAACGGCUUGCAUCAGGCUACUCCAUGUCUUCUCAGUACGCAGGAGGCUCUCUUCCUGAGGACUAUGAAGAGAAGGCUCCUCACAUUGGGCAGCAUGCCCUUGCCAACGUCGAACUAAAUCGUUCUUCAGGGUUUCCAGGUCCUGUCGUCAAUGGACUGACACAGGGGAUGCAGACGCUGGCUUUGGCGUUCUGCCAAAACUGUUGGAGCACCUGUGCUGUUACCAACGAUGGUUAUCAGCCCCUUCCUGGGUCAGAGGUUGCUACUUAUGACUACGGAACCAACAGUAACAGGCCCUAUGAGGUUGAGAAACCCCCUUCAGCGCAAGUUUCUCAAUCAGACGUCUACGUCCCAACUCCAGUUGUGUCUAACACCCAGAAUUCAUUCCCGGCCGGAGGUAACAAUUUGCUGGACUCCUACGUGUCCAGCUAUCAACCUGUACAUGAGGACCCUAAUCAGACAUUGGUGUCCCAACACUCCGGGCCUGACACUGAUGUCUACGUGACUGAGGUAUCGGCACCGUCCUUCUAUUCCACAAUACCCAGUGGUCAUGUUGGUGGUGAACCCAGUUACUCGAACGCAAACACCCUUGAUCGUCGUCUGACUCCGAGGGAGACUCUGCCGCCUACAUACGGCGGCAAUAUGAUGGACAUGGUCAUAUCUCCAGCGUUACAUACCCCCACACCUGUGCCUGUUACGACUGCCAGAUUUGCUAUGGACUCAACAUACCCCAUGUCCUGUGUUAAGACUGAGGACAUGGACGGUUCUAUUGCCAACACUCACGCCAACGCUAGCCUUGAUGUUGUUUUCCCUAACCAGCGCCCACCAGCCGCAAAGCGUGGCCCUUUCAAGGACCAAAAGGCUCGGGAGGAGACAGCAGCAACAAGGAAGAACGGAUCCUGCAUUCGAUGCAAGAUGCAGCGAGUGAGAUGCAAGACUGACCCAGAUGAUCCGAAAGGGCCGUGUCUAGGCUGCAAGCCAAGAUCGAACAACAAUCAUCACAAGCAACUUAUCCGCCAGCCCUGUGUACGCCACAAAAUCACGGAAUGCCAUUUCUUCAAAAAGGGCCAAGCACCUGGUUUCGAAUGGACCCAGCGUUUCAACAACGGCAUUGUAGACAACAUCAAUAACUGGGCGUCGAAUGAAGUGAGGAUUGUACGCUUGUGGGAGGGCUACACACCCAGCAGUAUGUGGGUUCAGCUCUCUGUUCGAGAAUUCGUCCCACAACCGGGCGACAAGCUGGAACGGACUUGGGUUACCGAAGAAGGGGAAAAGAAGUCUGUGGCGAUUCCCACAUACGCCAUCACGAACCUGGACGACGCGCAGACGGCGUAUGAAGAUUAUAUCAAGAGAGGCGUCGUUGAAUGCUUUAACUCGGUCGUGGAGAGUGUGAUGGGUGUCAGGGAUCGACUACUCUUCGAGACCUACCUCAAAGCUUGGAAACUCUCGCAGGAUCCUUCAACGGCUCAAGAUGAGAAGGAGCUUCUGCUUCAGACGCUGGAACUGUGGAUGGCGGUCCGCUUGACGACGAAGUCAAUAGAAAUUGUUGGAGACGACACGCUCGGAAUGACUCGCGAUAUUCUGGAUAGCAGCAGCCCGCAGCACGGACGCAUCCCCCUUCCGCCGGUGAUGGGAGCUCAAUUGGAUUUGGUCCUCAUCCAGCAUAUACAGACGAGACUUCGACGAGAAAUGCUGGAAAAGCUCCAAAAGAUGACGCUGCAGAAUAAGCAGAAGACUUGGUUGACCACCUACCUGGUUACGUUUAUGUUGCUGCACAACAUCGCCCUUGUGACGGAUCACGAUGCUUCAUACGCCAGGAAGCAUGGUAUGAAGACAAAAUUCGCAAGGCAGACAGAUGUCCAGGAGUAUCAUAUGGGAGGAACGAUUCUCCUGGCGUACUUCCACUACUGCAACAAGGGAAUCUACCCAUUUUCCGAGGAUUGCAGAGACCAGGACUUGCGGACGCUGGCCCAGCUGGACGACGAUGCGGUGCAGUUUAUCCACUACACGCGCGCAAUGGCAAUGCAAAACAAACGCGAAUGGGAAGAGGUUCAACGAGCCAACCAGUACGAGCAGCCAUACUUCUUCGUCAGCCAGCUCUUCCAGCGAGACUGGCAGCCCCAAACGUGGGCAUAUUAAUCGAGGUGGGCAGGUGGAGAGAGGGAUGGAGGCUAGGAGAUGAGGGGGAGGGCGAUACUUUCCGUUUGGAUCUUCCAGGUUGUUUUUUACUGGGACAGGGGAGGGGUGCACACACUAAAGCGACGUGCAGAGGCGCAAAGCGGGAGGGCCCAAAAGACAAGUCAUUGGCUUUUAAAGGUUUGGCAUUGAAGGCGGUGUUCAUUUCAUGCUUUCAUCUUCUUCAAAUUUGUUUUUCUUUUCUAUCAUUCGCGAGCAGGCCGUUUGAUACUUACUUAUUCUUCUCGUUCGACCGGGACUCUUGAAUCGAAGAGGUCCACCUCGGUCUGUCUGUUCAUUCUACGGAGCGAUGGCGACGGCAAUGGAGGGAGAAUGCAUACCGGUGGCUCUUUCCCAUCUUUUUUCUUUCCUUUCAUCUCACUGGCUCUACUGUUACUCUCAAGGAGAGAUAUCAUGACAGGUUUGCGUGUGGGCAGGGGAAGAGAAGUGAGACGGGAAGGUCUCAACGAAGUUGACGACGAUGACGACGGGUGGCAAAACAUGAUCAUGAGCCGAGGCUUGUUGUUUCUGUUGUUGUCCAUAGUAACUUUGUGUGUUUGUACUCGUCGGAUGGUUCCGUUCAGCGCAUCGCCGUGCCGACAUUGUGCAUGUCCCAUGAUUGACUGUGGCGAAUGCCGGAUGUCCGUGUAUUUUGUGCCAUGUUACACCACGGCAUAUAGGUCGGAACCUCUAAGAGUUCGCGAUGGGGCGUCAGAGACAAAAGAUGGUUGAAGUCGAGGAAUGAAAGACCUGGAGCUUAUCGAGUUCAGGAUUUUGCCUUUGGAGACUACGAGGUUCCAUGUCGACCCCCACAUCUCGCCAAUGGUUCAACCAGGGGAUGCGCGCACAUGAUCUUUCACUGCGUUCUGAUAUGAAAAGCUCGAACACAUCGUUUCGGUCGAGAAUGGCUCGAGCUGUGCCGAUCCGCACCGUUGGACAGGGUCCUGCAGGUGUCCUUGCAGACGUGUGUCCGGUCGGAUGGUGUGGAGUUGGCGCAGUUCUAUUCGUAGAAAUCCUUCACCGGCCCAAUGCAGACUCCGCUUUUCAUCAGAUUUCAUAUGCAUCUCUGGUUCGCGGGCCGGUCCAGUGCUGUCAAAAAAGUUAAAAAAAAAAUCCAAGACAAGAUGAAAAAGACACAUCACAUCCAGAGAAUAUUUGUGUGUAUACGCGCGC